Molecule: messenger RNA, 621 nt
Organism: Benincasa hispida (wax gourd)
Lineage: Eukaryota; Viridiplantae; Streptophyta; Magnoliopsida; Cucurbitales; Cucurbitaceae
Source: RefSeq, a predicted model, not a curated record
AUGCCAUCAGAACCAGAUGCGACAACAUCACCAGUAGAUCUAACGGUUGAUGAUGACCAAUCAACUAAUAGUGAGAAAAAUACCAGUUCAGACGCAAGUUCACCUACAAAAGAUGAAGCUCUUCAAGAUUUGAAUUCUCAAUCGACGCAACCUCUAACUAACGAAACACAGCAAGCACUGGACCUCACCAAACAGCCAAGUGAACAAGAAAUACGGCAGGAUCCUCCACCAUUCCCGUCCAGGCUGAAAAAGAAAGAUGAUAGCAAGCAAUUUCAGAGGUUUCUAGACGUUCUCCGACAGCUACACAUUAAUAUUCCCUUGAUAGAAGCAUUAGAGCAGAUGUCGAGUUAUGUAAAGUUUCUCAAAGAUAUUCUCGCCAAUAAGAAAAAUAUUGGAGAAAAUGAAACGGUUGCGUUAACAUAUGAGUGCAGCGCUCUGUUUCAAAACAACCUCUCCACUAAAAUGAAGGACCUUGGGACCUUUACAUUGCCCUGCAUGAUAGGAAGAAAGAUGGUCGGGAACGCACUGUGCGAUUUAGGGGCAAGCAUAAAUCUGAUGCCCUGGUCAAUUUUUAAGAAGCUGGAUAUCGGCGAAGCAAGACCAACCACUAUCACAUUAUAG